UCAUGCGAUAACUGGCCAACUGUCGAGCCUAAUUCUGUAGUAACAUGAACAGUUACGAUUCGCUUGGUAACAACGGAGCUGGCCCGUCCGGGACCGCAGCCGUAUGUCACUGGCUGAAGCACAUGAAACUGUAUCGGGUCGUGCUAAUCGUGGUGGUUUGCUCCUUAACGCUACCGUUCGUCUUCUACAAUCUGCUCGUGCACGAAGAAUCGAGCGUCCAGCACAACGACAUCCACCGUACCCGGUCCCAGCUCUUCACGUUCGAGGAUGUGAGCCCACUGAAGGCGGCCGAUCUGAAGCUGCGCAUCGACGAGAUGCUGCGCAUGAAGGGUACGGUAUCGCUAGAGCUGCGCGAUCUUGAAUCUCGCCGCCAGAAGCUACAGUCGGACAUAGGGCUGUACAAUCAGAAAAUUGACGAACUAAAGCAGGAACUCGCCCGUCAACAGACGGAACUGGAUCGGCUGAAAAUCUCCGUCGAACAGGCACAGGUAGCGCAACGUGAAGCGGUCCUACGCAACACACCGGAACUGGCACUUCCGCGUGCACUGUUUUCCGACUCGCUGCCGGCUGAGAUGCGACCGAUCGUUGCUGAACAGAGCCGAGCGUGUAAGAUGAGCACCUGCUUUGAUCAUUCGCGCUGCAGCCUCACAUCCGGGUUUCCGGUGUAUCUUUACGAUCCGGACACAACGACCGUGGUAAGCGAGGGAUACGAUAUCGACGGUUUCUUAAAGACUACCAUCAAGCUAACGCUCGGUUACAAUGCACAUCUCACGACGGAUCCCAAAAAAGCGUGCGUAUUCCUCGUGCUUGUCGGUGAAGCACUUUCCGAGCACGAAGUUCUGAAGAACAACCGCUACAACACCGCCCAGGGAGCAGGUGCGGCCCGGUCUAUAGCUGAUUCCGCCGCGUUACACCCAUCGAGUCUAAACGUUACCAGGCUCCGGUUGCUUCCAUACUGGGGCGGUGAUGGACGGAACCAUGUGCUGCUAAACUUUGCCCGUCGGGAAAUAGGGCCCGGUUCGGGUAACAUGCUGCAGGGACGCACGAUGGAGACGGGUCGUGCAAUGUUGGUGCAGUCCAGCUUUGAGGAAAAUCAAUUUCGGGUCGGUUUCGAUCUGAUUGCGCCGCCCAUACUAGGACCACCCGGUGGCGACGUGUGGCAGGAGUGUGCCCCAAUGCUACCGGCCAGACGGAAGUAUCUGCUCAGCUUUCAGGGUGAACUACACGGGCAGAAUGGUACGAUGGGUGUGGCCGGACCGCACGGCACGGAUGACACGGAAAGCGAUACGGUCGAUGAGUUCAUUAUCGAGCAUCUGAAAGAGAUGUCCUCGGGCAGGACGCAGGAUUACUUUAUGCUGCAGUUCGAGUGUGUGCCAGCCACGGAGCAACGCAGCCCGUCGGGAUUGCGCGAGUGGUCCCUGUGCGGCACGGAUAAUUCACGCAAAGCCGUACUGAAAGAAUCGACCUUUGCAUUGUUGCUGGCGCCGGGAGGAGGAAGCACGAGUUCCACGUUGCUGCAGGCACGUCUUUACGAAGCUCUGCGAGCCGGGGCAAUUCCGCUGGUGCUCGGAGGUGAUCAGGUGCAGCUUCCCUACGCGGAAACGAUCGAUUGGAGGCGUGUUGUGAUAUCGCUACCGAAGGCACGCAUAACCGAGCUACACUUUCUGCUGCGUGCCAUUCCCGAUGCCGAUUUGCUAACGAUGCGCCGCCAGGGCCGGCUGGUAUGGGAACGCUACCUUAGCUCGGUGCAAUCGACCGUCGAUACGAUCGUGGCCAGUCUGCGCAAUCGGCUCGGAAUCCCACCGAAACCGAUACCCUCGGUGGUCGCGCACAGCGUGUUCAACUCAUCCUUCGUUCCGCUGAAAUCCGAUCCCGUCAUCGAUACCGAGCCGGAAGAAUCACUCGGCCCCAUUGAACCACCGUACCCCAGUCCGGCAUUCCGCCGAAACUACACCGCGACGCUCGUUCAAUCGCGCGAAAUGUGGAAUGAUUGGGCGGACCCUUUCGCACUCUAUCCGCAGCUGCCGUUCGAUCCCGUACUGCCUUCGGAUGCGAAGUUUAUCGGCUCGCACAUGGGCUUCCGGCCGAUCGGGAAGGGAGCGGGUGGUACCGGGAAAGAGUUUGGCGAAUCGCUGGGAGGAAACUAUCCGCGCGAACAGUUCACGAUCGUCAUACUGACGUACGAACGGGAGCAGGUGCUGAUGGAUUCGCUAAGCCGAUUGUACGGACUGCCGUACCUGCACAAGGUGAUUGUCGUCUGGAACUCGCCGAAACCACCGCUGGAGGAUCUCCGCUGGCCGGACAUUGGUGUGCCGGUGCACGUCGUUCGGGCACCGCGUAACUCGCUCAACAAUCGCUUUCUGCCGUUCGAUGCGAUCGAAACGGAGGCGGUGUUAUCGGUGGACGACGAUGCGCAUCUGCGCCAUGACGAGAUACUGUUCGGCUUUCGCGUGUGGCGAGAACACCGGGACCGGGUGGUUGGUUUUCCCGGUCGGUUUCAUGCGUGGGAUGUGAACUCGCUUGACUCGUGGAACUACAACUCGAACUACAGCUGCGAGCUGAGCAUGGUACUGACCGGGGCCGCCUUCAUACACAAGUACUACACGUACCUGUACACGUACACGUUACCGCAAGCGAUCCGGGACAAGGUGGACGAGUACAUGAACUGUGAGGACAUUGCGAUGAACUUUCUCGUAUCGCACGUAACACGCAAACCACCGGUAAAGGUAACAUCCCGCUGGACGUUCCGAUGUCCGGGGUGUCCGGUGUCGCUCAGCGAGGACGAUACCCACUUCCAGGAGCGCCACAAGUGCAUCAAUUUCUUUACCAAGGUGUUUGGAUACACACCCUUGCUGAACACUCAGUACCGGGCCGAUUCGAUCCUGUUCAAAACGCGAAUACCACAUGACAAACAGAAAUGUUUUAAAUUUAUCUAAAUUUUAUUCGAAAUUCGAAUGAAUCAAGAAAAUUAAGUCCCGCACCCUUUACUCAUCGUGAUCGACUCCGUCCAUCGUCCAUUGUUGUCGGUUGGAAAGGUGCAACUAAGCACUACACGCACGGACGAUGUCGGUUUCUUGACACGGGCGAACUUUCGCGUACCCUCUACGGCAGAGAAAACAGUUGUCCUCCUAGCCUGGAACAAACUACAGUUAAUGUGAAGGGAAUUUUUAGCAGCCACAACACCAAUUGGUGCACCACCCGUUUGUUACGUUAUUAGUGCGUAUUUCAGCCACCUAAAAACCAGUGGCAAACACAGAUGCCAUCUAGUAGAUGUAGUUCAGUUUAGGAGGUUUAGCUUCUUGGUUUGUGUUACGAACAUUGCACGAUUGCAUUAUUUUCGGUUUAAAUGCGAGCAAAACGUACCUGCUUUUAACGGUACUAAAGCAAACACGGUAGAAGAAUACACCACCAGUAAGCAAAUCUCAUUCCAUUACCAAUGAACAUCCCAUUGGACUGUAGUUCGUAUUGUCCUAAGCACGAUAGAGCAUAAUCCGUAAUAUGUUAGGUUAGCCAAACAAAGGGGGAUAUAGCUAUUGAUAAGUUUUAUUUUCGGCACGACUGAGCAGUAGCAGCUAGAAAAGCAAUCAAGAUUAAAAGGGGUAUUAUAAAUAUGUGGUGUUAUACCAGCGCGUUUGCGUAAAUAUGCAAUUGUGCGCUAUGGGGAUAUAGUUUUAAUUUUGCCUUAAAAACACUCCGGAUCGUUCGGGACCGCCCAUUCAGCACGGGGGCUUGUUUGUGGGUGUGUUUUGUUUCCAUGCGUUACCUAGUCCGGUUUGUUAGUUUUGUGUAUGUGGUUGGGAUGUGUUUUAAAAUCGAUUAGCUAUAGGUACCUAGUGCAGCUUUAAGUAAGAAUGCACCGUUAGGAUGUGCAUUCGCGUACUACUCAUUCGUACUCUGUACUAUGCGACAAGACUAAUAUAAAAUGACAUGUGUAUACUGUGCGAAUGAUGGAAGAAUAAUUGUGUGAAUGGUCCGAACGGUCGUACGGCGCACGAUGAUAGAGAAGAAUUCUGCCAACAGAGGAGUUUCGAGGACGAAACUGGUUGGGAGUUGGCGUUGAGCGAGAAAUAUUUCCAACAGCGAUAUCAAUCACAACAUCACGCUCUAAUACAAUCCCGCAGUUUAAAAAGGUGAGCAGUUUUCUCACCUGUACCUCCAUUCGAGCAGUGCCGAAGAUGAAUUCUCACCCAAAGCAACCCAAAUUUUGUCUCACUGCAAUAGUGGAAAAACAUUCGCGAAUGUAUGGUCAAAAGUGUUCUGUAAACAAUUUU
This is a messenger RNA of Anopheles moucheti, 4271 nucleotides long. RefSeq names its product exostosin-3 (gene botv). The record is from RefSeq and is a predicted model, not a curated record. The transcript is spliced from 2 exons. Gene Ontology annotation, molecular function: glycosyltransferase activity. Gene Ontology annotation, cellular component: membrane. The coding region runs from base 45 to 2936 and encodes 963 amino acids. Lineage: Eukaryota; Metazoa; Arthropoda; Insecta; Diptera; Culicidae.